Molecule: messenger RNA, 2148 nt
Organism: Lates calcarifer (barramundi perch)
Lineage: Eukaryota; Metazoa; Chordata; Actinopteri; Centropomidae
Product: opioid growth factor receptor-like
Cellular component (GO): membrane
Molecular function (GO): opioid growth factor receptor activity
Source: RefSeq, a predicted model, not a curated record
AAAGAGACGCUUCCUAUACAGGACGUUACUCAGAGAUGUAUUUGCAAUCAUUGCUGUGUCGCCUCCGUAGACGAGUCGUGCUUAUGAUGGCCUGGAUCGACCUCAGCCGAGUUAGGUAUAUUAUUGAGUUGCUGUGGCGCAGCAGCCGGGGUUUCUUUUCUUGUCUUACAAGAGUAUUUACUCCAAUAGUUAGAUUUGUGGGACGUUAUGCGAUAGUCUGGCGAGAGGAUUGCGUAAAUCGAGGUGAGCCUGAAAUUACCGACGAAAACAGACUAGAAACGUCAGUUUCCCAGCAGAGGGUUCAGGAGUCUCACAGUGAGGGUCAGUACGCAGCCGCAGUCUCAAACAGAAGGUCUGAAGAAACCGAGCAUACAGUUGAUGAGUUUGACAGCGAUGAGUACCGAGUUGAGACCACAGAUGAGUUGUACUGUGGCUACGAUUCAACCUGGGAGAUCGAGGAGAAUCAGGGGAACACAUUCAGGAGCAGCAGGCGUCCAGCAGCGUCCAGAUCUUACAAGUUUAGCAGAUUUGAAAAGGCUGCCAGAGACAUGCAGAACUACAGACAUGACUACCCUUCCCAGUUCAGGCUGCAACAGUGGCACCAGCAUAUGCCUUCUGAUGACAAGCCUAAUUUGGAAUUCUACCUCGGAAGGAGGCCAUCUUCACCUGACGGUAUCUACAUACACCAUUUCCACAGUCAGUGGAAAGGAGAUUAUGACACACUGGAGUAUGUACACACCUAUAUUCAGUGGUUGUUCCCACUGCAAGAACCAGGGAUGAACAAUGAGGCCAGAACACUGACAAAAGAAGAAAUACAGGAUUUUCGUAAUAGCAGCAUUGCAAAGGAAAAUCUGCUAAAGUCAUAUGAGCUCAUGUUGGACUUCUAUGGGAUCACAUUGUGUGAUAAGAAAACAGGAGAAGUCAAGAGAGCCUCAAACUGGAGACAAAGAUUCAACAACCUGAACAAUCACACCCAUAACAACCUGCGCAUCACCCGCAUCCUGAAGUGCCUGGGAACCCUGGGGUAUCCCCACUACCAAGCCCCUCUGGUCCGCUUCUUCCUGAAGGAGACUCUCAUACAGGGAGAACUUCCUAAUAUCAAAGACAGUGUCCUCAGCUACUUUGUGUUUGCUGUCCUUGAUAAGAAGCAACGCAGGAAUCUCAUCAAGUUUGCCUAUUUGAAUUAUGAGCCUAAAGAUGAGUUUGUGUGGUGCCCAAGGAAAAUACAGAUGAGGUGGUCAGGGUUGUUAGCUUCCAAUUGUAAAAAAGGUGGUUGUAAGGUUGCACCAAGUCCUGUGUGUUCAUACAGUGAUGAUGAAGAUUAAGCUGUCAAAGUAGAAACUGUGUCUUAGAUUUGGUAACAGUGUUGACAACCUGUUCUAAGACUCUGAAAACCAGAAUGACUGCAUAAGUAGAGCAAGUUACAAUAGAUUUGUCAGGGUCAAAGCAGGAAAAGACAGGCUAGUUAUGAUACAUGCUGUGAUCCACAUGCAUGCUAUCUUUACAUUUUUAAUUUUCUCUUAAUUAAGAUUCAAAUAGCACAGGAUAUCGAUGCAAAUGUGUUUGUUCACUUGAGUGUGAUUUCUGGAAUUUUAUUCAUAUUUGUUGUUGUUUUAUACUUUUUCACUUGUGCAGUCUGAAGUUGAUGAAGAAGUUCAACUGCAGGGUGAGUGUUUGUGUGUUUGGAUAGGUGGGACACAUUAAGAAUUUUAAGUCACUUGUAUUAUCUUUAUUCAGUUUUUCUUAUUCAGAGUCACAUGUUGCCUUAUGUCACACUUUUGCAUUUAAUCUUAAUUAAGUAACAGUGUAUAUAUUAAUCUGAUUAGAUUUGCAGAUUUUAGCACAGAUUAUGGCCAAAAAUGUCAAAUAAUAGCUCUGCACUAGUAGUGCUGCAUUUAAGGCCUGAUCAUUCCUGAAAAAAAAGGAGGAAGAUGCUACUGAAGGUUCUGUGAGAGUUGUGGCAUUGCCUUAACCUUAAUCCUUAAGUAGGGAGCUGCUGUAUUUUUCAAAGUUGUUAAUCAUUUAUUAAUCAUUUUGUUCAAGCAUUCUAAAAGGCUCUGAUGUGUUUCUAGUAGAGCAUUUUUAACAUGCAGAUAAGAUUUUGAUCAUUCCUAGAAAUUAAAAAUAAAGAACUAGAUUCUCCAAAUA